CAGGUCAAACGCAUCACUUGAACACACACACUGGCAGUUCGACAAGGAAGGUGGCUGUAACAACAGGAGAGUUUUAUCAUGAGUAAUACUAGCCUCUUUAAAGGAAAAGAAAAGCAGUGCAGCAUCUAAAAUGAGUCUCUGUGAGGAAACAGAGGAGGGAAGAACUCAAAAUGUCACACCAAUAGAACCCAGUUGUUUGUCUAUGAAGAGUGACAGAUCCAUAACUCAACCUCCUGGUCUCAGUAAUGGACCAGAAACCUCUAACCUCAGCAGGGGGAGCCAGAGAGCAGCAUCACCAGAACCCAGCUCUGUGUCUAUGAAGAGUGAGAGAUCCAUUACUCAACCUCCUCAACUAAGUGAUGGAGCGGUUACCUCUGACCCCAGGCAGAAUGAUAUACAAGCAAACUUGCAGGAGGAGACUGGAGACCUGCAGACACUGGUGAAUGAUGAAUUACAUAGAGUCAAGAACCAACUCAAAACCAGCAUGAAGAAAAAGUAUGAGAUAUUAUUUGAGGGAAUGAAACUCCAAGAGAAUGAAACCCUCCUGAACAGGAUCUACACACAGCUCUACAUCAUAGAGGGCGAGAGUGAAGGAGUGAAUGAAGAACAUGAGGUUUUACAGAUGGAGAAAGCAGCCAGAACACAACACUCACAAGACACUCCAAUCGACUGCAAUGACAUCUUUAAAGCCUCACCUGAACCAGGAUGUGAGGAGAAAGACCAAAUCAAGACUGUUCUUACUAAAGGCAUCGCUGGAAUCGGAAAAACCGUCUCUGUGCAGAAGUUCAUUCUGGACUGGGCAGAGGGAAAAGCCAAUCAGGAUGUAGAUUUCAUGUUUGUGCUUCCAUUUCGAGAGCUGAACUUGAUCCGAGAUCAUCAGUACAGUCUUCACAGACUUCUGCUGGACUUUCAUCCUGAACUUCAAGAUCUGGACUCAAAGAUUUAUGAGGAGUGCAAAGCUGUGUUCAUCUUGGAUGGUCUGGAUGAAAGCAGAAUCACACUGAUGUUUUCAGACACUCAGAAAGUUGCUGAUGUGACUGAGACUUCAUCUGUGGGUGUGUUGAUGUCAAACCUCAUGAAAGGAGAGCUGCUUCCCUCUGCUCUCAUCUGGAUCACCUCCAGACCAGCAGCAGCCAAUCAGAUUCCCUCCAAAUACAUCAACCGUGUGACAGAAAUUCAGGGAUUCAAUGAGCCUCAGAAGGAGGAAUAUUUCAGGAAGAGAAUCAGUGAUGAGCAUCAAGCCAGCAGAAUCAUCUCACACAUCAGAAGAGCAAGAAGCCUCCACAUAAUGUGCCACAUACCCGUCUUCUGCUGGAUCUCAUCCACUGUGCUUCAAAAGCUCCUGAAAGAAGAUCUGAAUGCAGAAAUCCCUCAAACUCUGACUGAAAUGUAUAUCCACUUCUUGCUGAUUCAGAUCAACAUGAGGAAUCAGAAGUAUGAAGAGAGAGAUCCAGAGAAGCUCCUGCAGUCCAACAGAGAAGUGAUUGUGAAACUUGCUGAAGUGGCUUUCAAUCAGCUGAUGAAGGGCAAUGUGAUGUUCUAUGAGGAGGACCUGAGAGAGAGCGGCAUAGACGUCACUUACGCCUCAGUGUAUUCUGGAAUUUGCACUGAGAUCUUUAAGGAGGAAUCUGUGAUUCAUCAGAGGAAAAUCUACAGCUUCAUUCAUCUGAGCGUCCAAGAGUUUCUUGCUGGUUUCCAUGUUUUUUACUGCUAUUUAAGCAGCACCAUGGACACGAGCACCAAGUUUUUUUAUUUAAUGCAUAAUCUCUUUAGCAGUGCAGUAGAUAAAGCUCUUGAGAGUAAGAAAGGACACCUGGAUCUGUUCCUGCGGUUCCUGCUGGGCGUCUCACUAGAGUCCAAUCAGAGACUCUUACAGGAUCUACUGACACACACAGAGAACAGCUCAGAGAGCAUCAGGAGAACCACACAGUACAUUAAAGAGAAGAUCAAAGAUGGACAUGGACUCUCCACUGAAAGAUCCAUCAAUCUGUUCCUCUGUCUGCUGGAAGUCAAAGAUCAGACUCUGUCCAGAGAGAUUCAGGAGUUUGUGAAAUCAGACAAACACUCAGAGAAGAAACUCUCUCCUGCUCACUGCUCAACAAUUGCCUACAUGCUUCAGAUGUCAGAGGAGGUGCUGGAUGAGCUGGACCUCAAGAAAUACAACACAUCAGAUGAGGGGAGAAGAAGACUGAUACCAGCUGUGAGCAACUGCACAAAAGCCCUUCUUGCUGGCUGUAAUUUCACUAGUCAGUCCUGUGAAAUUGUGGCUUUAACCCUACAAUCCUCAAACUGUGUCCUGAGAGAGCUGGACUUGAGUAACAAUGACCUUCAGGAUUCCGGAGUGAAGCUGUUAUCUGAUGGACUGAAAAGUCCAAACUGUCUGCUGCAGAUACUGAGGUUGUCAGGCUGUAUGGUGACAGAGGAAGGCUGUGGUUAUGUGUCUUCAGCUCUGAGUUCAAACCCCUCACACCUGAGAGAGCUGGAUCUGAGCUACAAUCACCCAGGACAAUCAGGAGUCCAGCUGCUCAAUGACAAACUGAAGGAUCCAAACUGCUCACUGCAGAUACUCAAGUUGGAUCAUGGAGGGCCCUUAAGGCUCGAACCUGGACUACGAAAAUAUGCCUGUGAUCUCACACUGGAUCCAAACACAGCACACACUCAACUCAUUCUGUCUGAGGAGAACAGAAAGAUCACAUAUGUGAAAGAGCAUCAGCCGUAUCCUGAUCGUCCAGAGAGAUUUGUUGAUGUUCCUCAGGUUCUGUGUCGAGAGAGUCUGACUGGACGCUGUUACUGGGAGGCUGAACGGACUGGUUGGGCUCGAAUAGCAGUGGCCUAUAAAGGAAUCAGCAGGAAAGAAGGGGCUGUCUGUAAGUUUGGAUACAAUGACAAAUCAUGGUGUCUUUUCUGCAAUAAUGAUGGAUUUGUUGUCUGGCAAAAUAAUGAGGCCAGUAACAUACCAACCAAUGUACCACAAUCUAAUAGAGUAGGAGUGUAUCUGGACGUGUCGGCCGGCACUCUGUCCUUCUUCAGCGUCUCUGACACACACACACUCACACACUUACACACAAUCAACACAACAUUCACUGAACCCCUCUAUGCUGGAUUUAAGGUUUUUAAGUCUAAACUGACUCUGUGUCAGAUUUAAAAACAGACAAACAAUUAAGAACACAUUCUUCCUCCAUCAUAAUCUUGAUCAUAUACGUGGAAAAGUUUGUUGAAACUUGUGAAAAUGACAAUAAUACUGUAUAACUAACAAAUUUUAAUUCAUGUAAACAUUUAGAAAAACAUGUUAUAAUACAUAAUUGUGAUAAAAAUACUAAAUAUGAUCAGUCAUAAAAGGAUGAAUGCAUCCUUUUAUGACUUCGGUUAUGAUUUCGGUUAUCACUAUGAAUGUCUAGUGAAAAGUGUUUGGUUGAGUCUGGUUCUGUUGAUCAGGUUCUGCUGUUCUAACAGUGUUAGAGUUGCUGAAAGGAAUUACUUCUUUUGAUUUUCUCAGCAUGAUAUACAUUUAUCAGGCCUCAUUCCCACAGUCUGGUGGAGAUGCAGCCGCUUCAGUUGGCUGUUGGGACUAAAGACUAUCCUCCACAUGCGCUGCUCAAGGCGUGCACAAUCAGUCUAACAAAAGAAUCCAUAAUGCUUAAAAUAAUUACCACCACCAAAUCGUGUAGCGUGGAUGCAGCUCAUGCCACCAUUCGUAAGGCAGUUUUAUAGCUAGCGCAUAUAUAUGUACUGUCUCCAAUAUGUAAUUUUAAUCUCAGUUGUAGAUGGUGGUUCUGGUGCUUGAUUCAUUUUGAUUAUAUCAUAGGCUAAAAACAACUGUAAAGUUAAGUCUUUUCGCACAUUCUAUGGUUUUUCAGCACUUUCAUUUAUGUAUUUUUCAUUUACAUUUAUCCGGACAAUGUAUUUUUUUUUUUUUUAAAUAUACAGUUUGUUUUCUUUUACAGUAUAUUUCUUUUCUUUUUAUUUAUUGAAAAAUAGCACUGUAUAUAAUUGCUAGUCUAUUGUCAGUAUACAAAGGGAGUAAAUACAAAUGUUUAUUGAAAUGAAUUCAGUGUUGUUUCUUUACAGUGAAGCUGCUCUGUGAGAAAUUAUCGUUUUUGGUUACGAACAAACUGACUAGUACCAGUAAUGUCUGUAUGUGAUAACAGUCUCUGUACUUAUCUAGAGAUACUUUAAGAUGUGAAGAAAAUGAAGCGACUUUAACCUCUUGACUGAAGCUACACUAUUAUCCAUGAUACAUACUGAAACCUACAGAAGAAUGUCUCAAAGUGUCUAGAGCAGGGGUGUCCAAUCCUGUCCUGGAGGUUCCUGCAGACCCUCUUAUCUCCCUAUAAUAAUACGAUCUCUGCCGUAUCUCUCACAGAGCAGAGGAGCUCCGGAAGGAGCGACGACAGUGAAGGAUGAGAGAGGACCAGGCCUGGACUUUAUUUUAUGUUUUAUUGUGUUUGUGUGUGCGGCAGUCGUCCGCAAGGGACUGCUGCCAUUUUACUUUUGUUUUGUUGUUUGUUUGUUUUUUUGGUAUAUUAAAAUCUGUUUGAACAUUCGCC
Molecule: messenger RNA, 4547 nt
Organism: Megalobrama amblycephala (Wuchang bream)
Lineage: Eukaryota; Metazoa; Chordata; Actinopteri; Cypriniformes; Xenocyprididae
Product: NLR family CARD domain-containing protein 3-like
Exons: 7
Coding region: 131-3145 (1004 amino acids)
Molecular function (GO): protein binding
Source: RefSeq, a predicted model, not a curated record